GCCACAUAAAGGAGAAGAAGUGAAAUUUUAAAACACAACGUGAUUGACCUCUUCGUCGUUCGUAUCUCAACUCGACGUAUCACCUACUUUUCGUCUUAAAAUUUAAAAUUCGGAUUUUUUCGGCUGCAUGAGACUCCAAGUGGAACUUGAUCCAAUAGAAUACAACCGUGGUUUAUUUAUAAAUAAAUAUAUAUAUAUUUUAAUUAUAUAUUUGUUAGUUUAUAUACGAAUAAUAAAGACGUGAGUGACAAGAGACCUUGGAGAAAGUAAAGAAACUAAAGUGCACUCAGGCUUUAGUUUUUUUUUCUUUUUUGGCACGGUACGCAAAUAAGAUUUAGCUAAAAUGGUCGAAGCGCUCCUGGAAUCAGGAGGCCAAGAAGUCGCAGUCGCUGAUAAUGGAUCACGUGCUGGUACACCGACAGAAUGCUCACCGCAAAUAUCACAACUGGACAUAAAUUUAACUCCAACUCAGGAGUUUUAUGCUGGACAAAGUAUUUUUAUUACCGGCGGCACCGGUUUCCUGGGCAAGUUGAUUAUUGAAAAAUUAUUGAGAAGCUGCUCCAGUCUCACGGUCAUCUAUCUCUUAGUCCGUCCCAAGAAGGGUAAAAAUACUUACGAACGUGCCGAAGAACUUUUCGAUGACCCGUUGUUCGAGAGAUUAAAAGAAGAACAACCAAAAUUUCGUCAUAAAAUAGUAGCGAUGGAAGGAGACUGUAGUGCUCCGAACCUCGGAAUGUCCGAGAUUGAUCGUAACACGCUGAUAAAUCAUGUGUCAAUAGUAUUCCACAUUGCGGCAACGUUGAGUUUCGAUGAAAAAAUAAAACUUGCCGUCUCAAUUAAUAUUCAGAGCCUGCGGGACAUGAUUAGUCUCAGUAAAAAGAUGUCUAAGCUCAAGUCCUUUGUCCAUGUGUCCACGGCGUAUGCAUACUGCACAGAAAAAAUAAUUGAAGAAAAAUUAUACACCCCUCCAAUAGACGCAGACAAACUCGUUAGCUUGAUGAAUUGUGUCGAUGAUAAACUCGCCGAAGAAUUGACUCCACAUCUUUUAGGACAAUGGCCAAAUACGUACGCAUACACAAAAGCAAUUGCCGAGAGUGUGGUUGAAAAAGAAGCAGUAGGUUUGCCUAUUGGAAUAUUCAGACCGGCGAUUGUGAUUUCAACAUAUCGAGAGCCCAUAAAAGGAUGGAUAGAUAACUUGUAUGGACCAACGGGUGUUGCAGCUGGUGCAGGAACUGGUCUGUUACGUUCGCUUCACUGCGACGGAUCUGUGCACGCAAAUGUUGUUCCCGGAGAUAUGGUUGUCAACGCGUUAAUAACAUCAGCAUGUGACGUCACUGAAGUACACAAACAACAUAACUCUAAACUAGUACCUGUUUAUAAUUACGUGUCUCAGGACAACGCCAUCACUUAUGAUCAGUUAAAAGACAUGUCCGCUAAGUACGGUAUUAAUUAUCCAACAGUACGGGCUAUUUGGUACUACAGCUUCAGAAAUAAUAAACACAAGUUGAUACACUUGUUCUACGUUUACUUCCUACACUUGCUACCAGCGCUGCUGAUUGACGCAGCGACUCUUUGCAUGGGCAAGCGCCCGCGUCUUCUCAAGAUCUACAAAAAAAUUCACCGAUUUAUGAACGUCCUUAAUUAUUUUUCAACCCAACAGUGGACUUUCACCAACAAGCGCAUGAAUUCGCUGGUCAACGGACUGGACCCGCGGGACAAGGAAUUAUUUUUCUGUGACAUAAAAGAGCUUGUGUGGGAUACGUAUUUUAAAACUUAUCUACAGGGAAUAAGAGUUUAUCUAAUUAAAGAUCCGCUUGACACGCUACCGCAGGCGAGGAUCAAGUGGCAAAGAAUGUACUGGAUUCAUCAGUUUGUUAAAUUAGUUAUUUCUUAUUUAAUAAUUAAGUUACUGUGGAACUUGUUUUCGUUUAUUAUCAGGGUCUAAGUAUUUUAUUAUUAUUUAAUUAGCUUGGGUUUAGUUAGAAUAAUUUUUAUUUCGCUAAUAAUAAAAGAAAGUACGAGCAGAGAAAUGACAAUUGUAAAAAAUGUAACAAAGAAUAGAAGGCUGGCUCACUAAAAAAUUUACGAGUAUUUACGAUCGUAAUUGUUCUGUAAUUAUUUUACUGUAAAUUAUAUCUAUAUUUUAUGUUAUUUCUCUAUUUUUUGUAUCAUUUAUUUUUAAGUUUUUUAAUAA
Messenger RNA from Microplitis demolitor, 2194 nucleotides. RefSeq names its product fatty acyl-CoA reductase wat. Lineage: Eukaryota; Metazoa; Arthropoda; Insecta; Hymenoptera; Braconidae. The record is from RefSeq and is a predicted model, not a curated record. Bases 344 to 1945 code for a protein of 533 amino acids. Gene Ontology annotation, cellular component: peroxisome. Gene Ontology annotation, biological process: long-chain fatty-acyl-CoA metabolic process. Gene Ontology annotation, molecular function: alcohol-forming very long-chain fatty acyl-CoA reductase (NADP+) activity. The transcript has 6 exons.